AUGCACCUGAUGAUGAAUUACAUCCGUGGCAUUGCUUAUCAGGAGGACUACAAUGCUGGAGGAGCCGAAGGUACCGGUCAAUCAAAUGGUAUUCAUUACACCGAUCCUCUGGCGGAUGGCUCGCACUGCGAUCGUGAUAUCCCCUAUCUCCAGCAAAUUCGCACCAACGUCAUUCGGACCUACGCUGUCGACCCGACCAAAGGUCACGAUACUUGUAUGAAGAAAUUGGCCGAUGCAGGAAUUUAUGUUAUUGCCGAUCUCUCAUCUCCUCAGUUGUCAAUUGUCUCCAACUCUCCGUCUUGGACUGUUGAACUGUACGGCCGUUAUACUGCUGUGGUUGAUGCCUUCCACCAGUAUGAUAACGUGAUUGGGUUCUUUGCUGGCAACGAGGUUGUGGACAAAGUGAACCAGACAAUGGGCUCAGCAUUUGUCAAAGCAGCAGUUCGCGACAUGAAAGCCUACGUCAAAGCUAAGGGAUACAGGAAGUCCUUGGGGUUUGGUUACGCAACUACCGAUCAACCAGAUUUUCGUAACGAGCUGACAGACUAUCUCGGCUGUGGAGAUCAGUCUACUUCCAUUGAUUUCUUCGGUUACAAUAUCUACGAGUGGUGUGGAGACAACACGUUCCAGGGCUCCGGUUACAAAAACCUCACCGAGCAGUACAAGGAUUAUCCUAUCCCGAUCUUCUUCUCUGAAUACGGAUGCAACACGGUCAGGCCUCGCAAGUUUGGCGAUGUCUCUGCAAUUUUCGGACCGGAUAUGGAAAAUGUCUGGAGCGGUGGCAUUGUCUACAUGUACUUCCAAAGUACCAACAACUACGGGCUCGUUUCUGUCGACGGGGACUCAGUCAGUACUCAGCAAGACUUCGGCUAUUACUCGAAGGCGAUUCAAACUGCCACUCCCAGUGGUGUCAACAGCGGCAGCUACACCCCCACAAACUCUCCACGCGCUUGUCCCACCGUCGAUGAAAAGUGGUUGGCAAAGUCCAGUCCCCUACCACCUUCUCCGAACAAAGAACUGUGUUCCUGUAUGGUGGACGGUCUGUCGUGUGUAGCCAGUCAAUCUCUGCAUACCGACCAAUAUGGCGAUCUGUUUGGUACAGUCUGCGGAAGCGACAAGAGUGCCUGCGAUGGAAUUUCCCAAAACGCAACCACGGGGCAGUACGGUGCCUAUGGUAUCUGCGCCAACAAGGAUAAACUCUCUUAUGUCUUUGAUCGCUACUACCAGGGCCAAAAGAAGGACCAUUCGGCGUGCGAUUUCAAAGGGGCAGCGUCCAUCCAGUCUGCCAGGAAUCCAUCUGGAAGUUGCAAGUCACUUCUCAACCAGGCUGGCAUAGCUGGCACGGGCCAAGUCCCGGCGAUAACAGCGUCCCCAUCUAAGGGAGAAUGUGCGUGUCAGAAGGGACCACUUGGUGACGAAUACCCCACAUGGAUUUCAUGGUUAGUCUUGAUUGUGGUCUUCUUGGCUAGCCUGUACUUGAGCAACUACUUUCCCCAGUAUUACCUACGUCAUUAUCCACGUCACCAGCAGCAAUAA
Penicillium concentricum is the source of this 1536-nucleotide messenger RNA. RefSeq names its product glycoside hydrolase family 72 protein. Gene Ontology annotation, biological process: fungal-type cell wall (1->3)-beta-D-glucan biosynthetic process. The transcript has 3 exons. Gene Ontology annotation, cellular component: fungal-type cell wall; cytoplasm. The record is from RefSeq and is a predicted model, not a curated record. Gene Ontology annotation, molecular function: 1,3-beta-glucanosyltransferase activity. The coding region runs from base 1 to 1536 and encodes 511 amino acids. NCBI's taxonomy places the organism in Eukaryota, Fungi, Ascomycota, Eurotiomycetes, Eurotiales, Aspergillaceae.